Molecule: messenger RNA, 2720 nt
Organism: Electrophorus electricus (electric eel)
Lineage: Eukaryota; Metazoa; Chordata; Actinopteri; Gymnotiformes; Gymnotidae
Product: receptor-interacting serine/threonine-protein kinase 3-like
Biological process (GO): inflammatory response; protein phosphorylation; amino acid metabolic process
Molecular function (GO): JUN kinase kinase kinase activity; ATP binding; pyridoxal phosphate binding
Source: RefSeq, a predicted model, not a curated record
AAAUUGAAUUAACUGAUACAGAUUUUGCCUAUAAAUUGUUGAACCAAACUGAGGGCAUAACUAGAAGUUUUCAGUGUAACAACAGCAGUGGACGAUGCUUCAUAUUCGAACUUUCCACCUUAAAUCGCCACGGGAGCAAUAUUUCGUUAUUUUGCUAUAAUUAAAAGCAAGUGUAGGUGUUAUCGUGUGGUUUACUUAGACACCCAGCAUUAUUCCUUGACUAUUUGUUGCUGUGGUUUAAAGAUUUCCAAACUCAGAAACUUUGCUAUUUUGUUCUUUUACAGAAUAAAGUCAUUCUCAUUGCAGCAGCAAUCAAUCUUAUCGCAACGAACAGCCACCAAGCUAUUUGAUAACUCCAGUACCAAAAUGGAGUGGAACCUGGGGCUGUGUGUGUUUUAGAUCAUAUGAGAGGUGUGAAGACCUGAAGUGGAAGUCUUUUUAGCAACAUUGUUAAGUCCUGAAGUGGAAGUGGUUUCAGGGAAGCACGCAAUAGCUUCAUGACGGAAGGGGUUGUGAAAAGGAAUUUAGUUUCACUUCUUCUGUGGAGGAUUUAGUAAGAUCAGUCUAUCUACAAAAAAGGGAGGAAUGGAACUGUUCAGCUGUCCUGUACCUGGAUCGAUUAAUGAUGAAAGUCUAGAGUCCUGGCAACUAAUUGGCUCUGGUGGAUUUGGACACGUCUAUAGGGCAAAACAUACAAAAUGGGGGAUGGAUGUUGCAAUAAAGUUAUUACGUUGUAAUGUUGGCUCUGAUUCCUCUCUUCUCCAAGAGGCGGAACUGAUGUGUCAUGGCGGGAAUCCCAAUGUGCUCAGAAUCUUGGGGGUGUAUGUAGGUUGCCCUCAUGGACAGCCAUGCCCCACCCAGUUAGGUUUAGUCAUGGAGUACAUGGAGAGAGGGUCUGUGGCAGACCUCCAGCAAGCUGUGGGCGGACCCCCUCCCUGGCCCCUCGCCUUCCGCAUCAUGCACCAGAUCGCCCUGGGCAUGAACUUCCUUCACCAGCUGUCCCCGCCCCUGCUCCAUUUGGACCUGAAGCCCAGCAACGUGCUGCUGGACGACAGCCUCAACGCAAAACUCACUGAUUUUGGUCUGGCCAAACUGGCCCAAAGCCGUUCCAAUGUGGACAGAGAGCAAGACGAGGAAGUAGGUGGAACCACAAGCUACAUGCCUCCAGAAGCAUUUCAGCCCUCUUCUUACACUCCCGCCUUUUCUUCGGAUGUUUACAGCUAUGGUGUACUGUUGUGGUCAGUUAUGUCUGGAAAGCCACCAUACUAUAAUCGCCUCUCUAGCCUGGUGCGGUUUCGUGUCACUGAAGGUGACAGGCCUGAUCUGGGAUCUGUGGACAGCAGCCAGGCACAUGGGCUCAGUAACCUCAUUGAUCUAAUGAAGCUCUGCUGGCAUGCCGACCCCACCCAGAGGCCCACCUUCAUGAAAUGUGUUAAUGUCACUGAGAAGGUGUAUGAUUUUCACAAACGAAAAGUACAUAACGCUGUCUGUGCCAUUCUAGAAAAGCUGGACAAUAGUAACCAAAAUAGUUCCAGUUUUAAAUCACUUGGGAUCACCUAUAAAACAAACAAAGCAUAUAUUAAAGAAAAAUCUCAUCAUUCUGUGAAGACAACUCCCACACAGGAGAAAGAUGGCAUUGUAAUCUCCCAGUCCAUGGAAACAGUACUAUCAAACCCCACGGGAGUGAGGUUUGUGGAAAUGUACGAAGCACAGCUCAUUCAGAGGGUCUCACUGGUGGACCCUAUCGCAGAUGAUCUGAAACCAUUGAUCGGGGAUGAGAAGUACGCAAACAUUAUAAGGUCUGGAACAUCUCAAGGCAAGAUGAGGGUACUCUACUCUUUCCUGUCUGGAGGAGCAGCAAUAAAGGAGAAGUUCUACCAGAGUCUAGUGAAAAAUGAGCCGUACCUGGUAAAAGACUUGGCUAGGACAUCCUCAGUGUCAUAAAUCCACAGACUGGAAAUGCAGGAACCUUCUAUCAGCCUGUUAGACUGCUUGAUCCGUGAUUCUAAAUUCUAUCAGACUAAGUGACCAGGACAACCUAAAUAUUCCAUGCACACCCCAUGGACAAAAGGCACUUCCACAUGAACUUAUUUGCAAGAGCUAUCAAUAUGUAUAAAAAAUCUAUUUGUCUUUCAUAGGUCCAUUGUAUCAUAUGGUGAGGAGAAAUAUUGACAUAUAUUUCUUUUCCAAAAUGUACAAGUUCUACAAAGUAAUAACAGUUUAUCAUGGUGUUCACUAUGAUCUCAAAUGGUGUAACAAGGAAAUUACUUAAAGUGGCUGUUUAAUUGUUUAUGAUAUUUAUGUAUGAUACGUCUACUUAGUAAACUUCAUUCAAAGACAAUGAGGUAUGAAAUUGUUGAAGAAAUGUAUGAUUAUUUUAUUUUGUUUUAAUUUUGUCUGUGGUGAUCCUCCUUAGAAUGCCUUAAAGGAAUUUCCCCUGUCAUUAAAAAAGGAUAUGAAUGUGCCCUGAACAGGUGCAUCCCCUCCCUUUUUGUGUACCUGAUAUAAAAAUGGAAGUCUGAACUAAGGAAUGGAAUUUUUUCGGAGAAACCAAGCCAAUAGACUAAGCAAAUUAAAACACACAACAUUUUCUUGUUUAAUGUCUUUUCUUUUAGAGUGUGAUCAAUGUAAUCUGAACAGAGCUGACUGUGGGCAGUGGUAGCCCAGUGGUUAAGGUAGUUGACUUGUAAUCGGAAGCUUGCUCGUUCAAGCUCUGCCAC